This is a messenger RNA of Cheilinus undulatus (humphead wrasse), 2281 nucleotides long. RefSeq names its product CD209 antigen-like. NCBI's taxonomy places the organism in Eukaryota, Metazoa, Chordata, Actinopteri, Labriformes, Labridae. The transcript has 7 exons. Bases 38 to 1246 code for a protein of 402 amino acids. The record is from RefSeq and is a predicted model, not a curated record.
UGUCUGUGUCUGACUGUCUGUACCGACCAAGAGGAAGAUGAAAUCCCUGGGGCCCAAGGUUAUCUUUGACGGUCCCCAUGUUCGUGUGUCUACAGUGGAAGUUGAAGAGGAAGAACGUAUCUAUGAGAAUUCAGCAGUUUGCACUGUCCACGAAAUACCGACGACAUCAGAUAAGACAACAUACCGCAACUUUUAUAAAAGACUGACGACUCAUCAUCAGCUUCUUAUAAAAGUUGCAGUUUGCUGGGGGAUACUGCUGUUUAUCAUGGCCCUCCGUAUUCACUUUACAGCGGCUAUUGCUGCUAAGCUAAACGAUCAAAUGAGAGGCUCAGAGGAAGUCAUUCAACACUGCAAACACGUCACUGAUAAACUCACCUUAGACAACGUAAACUUGGAGAAGAAUAACAGCAGACUCAGAGACCAGGUAGAAAAACUGGACCAAGCCAGUACUGCUUUAGAGAACGACAUCAGCAACCUCCGUACAGAAAACCAGAGGCUGAAUGAAAGUAUCAAGAACCUGGAGAAAGAAAGACGUCAGCUAAAUGACAGUAGCGAACACCUGGCAAAGGAAAACCAGCGACUGACUGGAGAAAACCAGAGGCUGAAAGACAGAGAAGAGCAUCUGAAGAAAGAAAUACAGCGGCUAAGUGAAAGUAACACAUAUCUGAAGAAGGCUACUUCAGCUAUUUCAGCAACACAAAAUCCACCUUGGGUGACACAUGAAUACACAACCAACCAAACAUUUACAGGAGGAAGAUGGAGGACUGAAGAUUACAGCACUAGUCCUUAUCCGUGGUUUUACAGAAAAAAGAGACAAACUGAACCAUGCCCAGCAGGUUGGCUUCACUUCUUGUCCAGCUGUUAUGUGAUCAGUCCUGCAGAGUCUCCUGAUCAGAGAAACUGGGAGGAAGCUCAAGAUGAUUGCAGAGGAAAGGAAGCAGAUUUGGUUGUUAUAGAAAGUCCAGAGGAACAGGAGUUCAUCUAUAAAAGUGGUCUGACUAGUUCUGGGGACAGCGGCUUCUGGAUCGGUCUGAAAACGGAAGGGGGCAUCUGGAAGUGGGUCAACGGAGAUCACCUGACUGAAGGUUAUGGGAUGAAGGAACCUGCGAAUGACCAUCACUGUGUGAUUUCUGCCAAAGAGAAGAAAGGAUGGGAAGCUGUGAGCUGUGAUGUGAAGCAUGGAUGGAUCUGUGAAGUGAAUGCUUCCUCUCUUCCUCUCUCUGAGGGACUAUUUACACAGAACUAGUAUUACCCAGGGGCAUCUGAUUUAUAAAUCACCCCUUGAUGUCGGAGUUUGAUAUGUCGAUAUAUAUAUUCAUAUUCAGUGUCCUAUGCAGCCUCCUUUUCCUUCAAUCACGAAAAAAGCAGCAUGGACCAUAAAAAAACAUAAUGACCAACCUAGAUUACUAGGAUGCUGUUCCACACAGAAAAAAAAAAAUCACAGACGUCCUGUAUGAUUGUUUCAAAUUACCAGAGGUCCCAAGUACUUGUACUUCUCAUCCAUCACAUGUAAAUAAACAAAGCUCCCAUAAGUAAAACCUGACAUUUUGGCUUUAGUUAUCAAUGUCAAAACCUCAGCCUCACCAAAGCCAGUGAUUUGAAAAAGUUAAGUUAAAUCAGCAAAGUGGACCACUGACUGGUGAAAAACAAUCAUCAGUCCUGCACAAACAGAUCUUUUUUUUUUACAGUAAAGCAGUCCUAUUUGCUAUCAAUAUUUUUCUAAAUUAAUCUAUCUCACAAGCUGAAAAUGGUUGUCAUUGAAACCAGUCUAUGGGUCAUUGACACGAAUCAGAUAUGUAUCUAUUUGUUUGGAAGCCAUAUCACACCACUGCUCCAGUACAACAUUUGAUAUUUGAUGACCGUACCAGGCAGUGGAAUUGGGGCUCAUGCUCAUUCACAUGGGAGAAAAUAAAUGCUUAAAGAUUGUUGUUGCUGCAAAAUUAAUAACUAUCUCCAUUUUCAUUGUACAACUUUGCUGCUUUUGUAUUUUUGGCUUUCUGUAUUUCAUGAUAGAAUUAUAAUAAAAGGUCACAGAAAUGAAAAUACAUGCUGCAUGUUUUACAAAAUGAGUUUUGUUCUGUGAAGAAAAUUUGUAUCUAUUUAGAACCAAGAAAAAAGGGUUUGUUUUUUUCAACUGUACAGAUAUACAGGGGUGUUGAAACAUAAGCAAGUUAUAGCCCAGAUGAGAUUACUGUUGUUAGUGCAACAUCCCCUUGUUUUCAGUAGUACUGUCACCAAAUUUUAUUCUGGAUGCUAAUCCAAACUUGACUUGUUAUGCAUG